Molecule: messenger RNA, 705 nt
Organism: Penaeus indicus
Lineage: Eukaryota; Metazoa; Arthropoda; Malacostraca; Decapoda; Penaeidae
Exons: 4
Coding region: 1-705 (234 amino acids)
Source: RefSeq, a predicted model, not a curated record
AUGCUAACGGGUAUGCUGUCCGAGCAGCUAUACGAGCAUGUAAAUGCUAAUGAUAUGUUACCAUCAGAACAGAAGAACUGUCAGUAUGACGAAAUGGAAAGUACAGAUGAAGAUGAAGUAUUAGGGGAUGUCAACAUCAAACGUGGAAUAUCCCAAGGAGACAGCCUUUCGCCACUCCUAUUUGUUGUCUGUCUCAUACCAAUGUCGCUGAUCUUGAGAAAGAUGAAACCUGGAUAUAGUUUGGGAAAGAACCAGCCAAAAUUAAAUCACCUUCUAUAUAUGGAUGACUUAAAGUUAUUCGGACUGAGUGAAAGAGACAUAGAAUCACUUGUAAAUACAGUUCAUAGAUUUAGUUGUGACAUUGGCAUGCAAUUCGGUAUAGAAAAAUGGGGUGUAAUUGAACUACCAGAUGGAGAGAAGAUGAAAGGCGUCAACGAAAAAGCAAAGAAUAUUUGGGCAGUAGCUGUGAUGAGAUAUGGGGCUGGGAUAGUGAAGUGGACGAAAGAGGAAUUGAAGAAACUAGACAGACAGACACGGGAAAUUUUGACAAUGAAUGGAGCAUUGUAUCCAAAAAGUGACGUCGAUCGAUUGUAUGUUGCAAGACAGAGAGGUGGAAGGGGAUUACAAAGUGUAUUAGAAACGAUCCAGUCAGAGGAAAAUAGCCUUAGAUGGCUUAUCCGGUUUCAAAAUCUAGUGGCCUCUUGA